Messenger RNA from Pogona vitticeps (central bearded dragon), 2857 nucleotides. It is a transcript of the gene DLST, whose product is annotated as dihydrolipoamide S-succinyltransferase. Gene Ontology annotation, molecular function: dihydrolipoyllysine-residue succinyltransferase activity. Gene Ontology annotation, biological process: tricarboxylic acid cycle. The record is from RefSeq and is a predicted model, not a curated record. NCBI's taxonomy places the organism in Eukaryota, Metazoa, Chordata, Lepidosauria, Squamata, Agamidae. Gene Ontology annotation, cellular component: oxoglutarate dehydrogenase complex; mitochondrion.
GCCCGUCGUUCCUUUGUGCUCCGUUGAGCUACAAUUGGUCCAGUCCAUUUUGACGUUCCCCACCCUGGAACCCUAGUUGGUGGCGCCUAGCCAGUAUCCGGCCAGCGCCGGGCCUGGUUCCGGUGUGCGCCCUGGGGCUCGUCUUGCCGCCGUUGUCGAAAUGCUGUUACUUUCUUUGGCCCGGGCUCGUUGCCUCAACCGGGUGGUCGGCCGCUCGCUCUGCGCUGUUCGGCAGGGGGACUGUUCACAAGGGAAACAUGCAUUUUCUGGUGUCUCUCAAUGUCAGAGGCUUGUGUAUGCCAACAGCAGGAAGCAUUUAGCAAAUGGCUUCCGUACCUUCGCUGUACGCUAUUUCCGAACCACCAGAGCGUGCAGGGAAGAAGUUGUUACAGUGAACACACCAGCAUUUGCAGAGUCAGUCACAGAGGGAGAUGUGAGGUGGGAGAAAGCUGUGGGAGACACAGUAGCAGAAGAUGAAGUGGUAUGUGAGAUUGAAACAGACAAGACUUCUGUGCAGGUUCCAGCUCCAACAGCUGGGGUGAUUGAAGCACUUCUGGUCCCUGAUGGGGGAAAAGUGGAAGGAGGAACACCUUUAUUUAAACUCAGGAAAACUGGAGCUGCACCUGCCAAGGCCAAGCCACCUGCAGCCCCUGCACCAGAGCCCGCAGCUCCUGCAGCACCUCCACCCGUAGCACCACCUCCUGCAGCAUCAAUACCUACAGCAAUGCCUCCAGUGCCCCCGGUUUCGGCACUCCCUGUAGAUGCUAAACCAGUCUCUGCAAUAAAGCCAACCACAGCUACUCCUGCAGUGGAACCUGGAACUGGCAAAGGUGCCAGACUGGAACAAAGGGUAAAAAUGAAUCGGAUGCGUCAGCGAAUUGCUCAGCGCCUCAAAGAGGCUCAAAAUACAUGUGCCAUGUUGACAACCUUCAAUGAAAUUGAUAUGAGCAACAUCCAGGAAAUGAGAGCCCGGCACAGGGAUAACUUCCUGAAGAAGCACAAUAUGAAACUUGGUUUUAUGUCUGCCUUUGUGAAAGCUGCAGCUUUUGCCCUGCAGGAGCAGCCCAUUGUGAACGCAGUGAUUGAUGAUACAACCAAAGAGAUCGUGUACAGGGAAUAUGUGGAUAUCAGUGUUGCAGUUGCAACUCCUAGGGGUCUCGUCGUCCCUGUCAUCAGAAAUGUAGAAAAAAUGAAUUUCGCUGACAUUGAGAGAGCAAUCAAUGAGCUGGGGGAAAAGGCCCGGAAGAAUGAGCUUGCCAUUGAAGAUAUGGAUGGUGGCACCUUCACCAUUAGCAAUGGGGGCGUCUUUGGAUCCCUUUUUGGCACACCCAUCAUCAACCCCCCUCAGUCUGCUAUCUUAGGCAUGCAUGGCAUCUUUGAUAGGCCUGUUGCUGUUGGAGGCAAAGUUGAGGUGCGACCAAUGAUGUUUGUGGCUCUGACCUAUGAUCACCGGUUGAUUGAUGGUAGAGAGGCCGUGACCUUCCUGCGUAAGAUCAAGGCUGCAGUGGAAGACCCUCGUGUGCUGCUGCUUGACUUGUAAUGGGCCUCAGCAGCACAUCUCCCUCCCCCUCCUCACCCAGCAGAGCAAGGCUACAGCACCAACAAAAGGAAUAUAGAGGACAUUCAGGGAUCAGCAGGGCUUCAUUCCAGUCUCCUCCUCUUCCUAGUGACAGGAGAUGCUUUGAAAGGAACCUUGAGGGUAAUUUGCCACCCACCUUUCCUGCCUCUUCCAAAGAUAGUUCACUUUCUUCCCCAGAGUAGACAAGCAGACGUUCUGACCUAUUCAGAUACAGCUUACCAUCCUCUCUUCCCCAUGUCUCACUCCAAAUAGAUCUAACUUGAUUUCUCUUCUGAGAUCUCCUGGGAACAGAAGCUCCUUGCUCUUUAGCUAGAGCUUCCUUCUCAAGCUAGUCUUAUACAGAACUUCAGCUUUAAUUUACUGUCAGCCAGACAGGCUGCCAGAGAGGAGCAGGGCUGGUGGUGGGUCUCCACUAAACUUGAAGGUUAUCUUGCACAGUGAACCUAGCCUGGGGUCCUCUAAGGUGACUCUGUUGCAGUGCCUGAUCUUCUACACCUCCAGUAAUGGAGGGUAAAUCUUAUACGCCAGCCAUCUUGUGGUUUCUUGACCUUAGCAAGGGUGAGGCACUUCCUGGGGUUACUGCCUCCCUGGCCAUUUUCUACCCUUCUACUAGCUGAGAAGUGACCGAAAGGAUUGUUUUCCAGGAUCUUCCUCUGACCCACCCGUCACAAGAACAGGAAGAAGUCAGUGAGAACUCCAGAUGGAACUAUUUCUUUUAUGUUUUAGACUUGGUGUCCCUUCUGACUGUCAGGACCAGUUCCAAUUGACUGGGGGCUGAGGUUUAGAGAGAGAUAACAACCCUCUGCAGCUGUCCUAUGUUCCAUCUAAUCCUCACUGGAUGGUUACAUCAGCUUCAUGUUGGCAAUGGUUUGGGCUGAUUAGGUGGUAACAUGGAUUGGGACUAGACUGUCAUGUGGUAUGUAUCCCAAUCGUGCCUGCUGGCUCAUGGAGACAUAUCCUUAGUACAAUAGUGUGCCCAUGUAUUGUUGAGUGGGAGGGUUGCUAGUGCCUGCAGGGUUUAUUACUCUUGUUGCCGCACAGAACUUGUAAUUAAAGUAUUUAACGCAACAGAUUUUAAACAAAAUAAAAUAAGGAAAUUACAUGUGUGCAUAUGAAUGAGAGAAAUGUCUGAGAGGGAUAGGGUUUAAAGGAGGGAAGUAAUACAGUUACACUCCAAAAUGUGUCCCAGUUGCUUAUAGCAUCAAGGAAAGAAAUGUGGGAUGGUUUUAUUCUGGCCCUCUUAUUCACAGUAGCGGAAAUAAACUGUUUAAGACCUUC